Molecule: messenger RNA, 304 nt
Organism: Danio rerio (zebrafish)
Lineage: Eukaryota; Metazoa; Chordata; Actinopteri; Cypriniformes; Danionidae
Gene: rpl38
Product: ribosomal protein L38
Biological process (GO): translation
Cellular component (GO): ribosome
Molecular function (GO): structural constituent of ribosome
Source: RefSeq, marked provisional
UUUUCCCCCCUCGCUCGCGGGACGUGGUCGAGUCGAAACUGAAACACAAUGCCACGUAAAAUCGAAGAAAUCAAAGAUUUCCUGCUUACAGCAAGGAGGAAGGAUGCCAAGUCUGUCAAGAUCAAGAAGAACAAGGACAAUGUGAAGUUCAAGGUGCGCUGCAGCAGAUACCUGUACACAUUGGUCAUCACAGACAAAGAGAAGGCUGAGAAGCUCAAGCAGUCCCUGCCACCAGGUUUGGCUGUGAAGGAGCUGAAGUAGAUGUCUCUUGUACAAAUGUUGGAAUAAAAUUGGAUAAAAUUAA